Molecule: messenger RNA, 2846 nt
Organism: Pongo pygmaeus (Bornean orangutan)
Lineage: Eukaryota; Metazoa; Chordata; Mammalia; Primates; Hominidae
Gene: INTS9
Product: integrator complex subunit 9
Exons: 19
Coding region: 257-2356 (699 amino acids)
Biological process (GO): snRNA 3'-end processing
Cellular component (GO): integrator complex
Source: RefSeq, a predicted model, not a curated record
GAGAAAGAAGUGAGGAAAGAGACUUGAGGUAGUCCAGCUUCAAAACCGCUCGACUCACCUCAGAAUCCUCGCUGAGUUCUCUCCGCCCGGCACAGCCCCCUCCCCAACGUCCCAAUACGAAGGGCUGAGGGACGUGAGGAUGAAAGACUGCAAGUCCCGCGAUGCUCUCGGCUGGCAGGUGGCGGAGAUUGUACCGGAAGACGCUUCGUGGGUUUGAGGAGUUCAGUGACUGCUAUUGAACCACCAAAAGUCCAUUAUGAAACUGUAUUGCCUGUCAGGGCACCCAACCUUACCAUGCAAUGUGCUCAAAUUCAAAUCAACCACCAUUAUGUUGGACUGCGGACUGGACAUGACUUCUACCCUCAAUUUCCUUCCUUUGCCACUUGUUCAAAGUCCCAGAUUGUCCAAUCUUCCUGGCUGGUCCCUGAAGGAUGGAAAUGCUUUCUUGGACAAGGAGCUAAAGGAGUGCUCGGGUCAUGUAUUUGUGGAUUCUGUGCCGGAAUUCUGUUUACCAGAGACGGAGCUAAUAGAUCUGUCUACAGUAGAUGUGAUUCUCAUCUCUAACUAUCACUGUAUGAUGGCGCUGCCAUACAUCACCGAGCACACCGGCUUCACAGGCACAGUGUAUGCCACAGAACCCACUGUCCAGAUCGGCAGGCUUCUCAUGGAAGAGCUGGUGAAUUUCAUUGAAAGAGUGCCAAAGGCUCAGUCUGCCUCCUUGUGGAAGAAUAAGGACAUUCAGAGAUGGAGUUUCACUCUGUCUCCCAGGCUGGAGUGCAGUGGUGCAAUUUCGGCUCACUCUAACCCCUGCCUCCCAAGAUUCAGGCGAUUCUUCUGCCUCAGGCUCCCAAGUAGCUGGGACUACAGGCUGUUACCUUCUCCUCUCAAGGAUGCAGUGGAAGUCUCAACCUGGAGAAGAUGCUAUACAAUGCAAGAGGUGAACUCUGCCCUUAGUAAAAUCCAGCUGGUGGGAUAUUCUCAGAAAAUUGAGCUUUUUGGUGCGGUCCAGGUGACUCCUCUGAGCUCUGGCUAUGCCCUUGGGAGCUCCAACUGGAUCAUCCAGUCUCAUUACGAGAAAGUGUCUUAUGUCUCUGGAUCCUCCUUGCUUACCACACACCCCCAGCCCAUGGACCAAGCUUCUCUCAAAAACAGCGAUGUUCUUGUUCUGACAGGGCUUACCCAGAUCCCCACUGCAAACCCAGAUGGAAUGGUGGGAGAGUUCUGCAGCAACCUAGCUCUGACAGUCCGGAAUGGAGGAAACGUGUUGGUUCCCUGCUACCCUUCUGGAGUGAUCUAUGACCUCCUGGAGUGCCUGUAUCAGUACAUCGACUCAGCCGGGCUCUCUAGCGUCCCCCUCUACUUCAUCUCCCCUGUGGCCAACAGUUCACUGGAGUUUUCCCAGAUCUUUGCUGAGUGGCUUUGUCACAACAAACAGAGUAAGGUGUAUCUUCCAGAACCACCUUUUCCUCAUGCAGAGCUCAUUCAGACCAAUAAGCUGAAGCACUACCCCAGCAUCCACGGAGACUUCAGCAACGACUUCAGACAGCCCUGUGUGGUGUUCACCGGGCACCCUUCCCUCCGCUUCGGGGACGUGGUCCACUUCAUGGAGCUCUGGGGAAAAUCUAGUCUCAACACCGUCAUAUUCACGGAACCAGACUUCUCCUACCUGGAAGCCCUGGCUCCUUACCAGCCGCUGGCCAUGAAAUGCAUCUACUGCCCCAUCGACACCCGGCUGAACUUCAUCCAGGUGUCAAAGCUGCUUAAAGAAGUGCAGCCCCUGCACGUGGUGUGUCCCGAGCAGUACACCCAGCCGCCCCCAGCCCAGUCCCACAGGAUGGACCUCAUGAUCGACUGCCAGCCCCCCGCCAUGUCCUAUCGGCGGGCCGAGGUUCUCGCCCUGCCCUUCAAACGUCGGUAUGAGAAGAUCGAGAUCAUGCCAGAGCUCGCAGAUUCACUGGUGCCCAUGGAGAUCAAGCCUGGCAUCUCCUUGGCAACUGUCUCGGCCGUGCUGCACACCAAAGAUAACAAGCACUUGCUUCAGCCCCCUCCUCGGCCCGCCCAGCCCACGAGCGGGAAGAAGAGAAAGCGGGUGAGCGAUGACGUACCGGACUGCAAAGUUCUGAAGCCUUUGUUGAGCGGUUCCAUCCCCGUGGAGCAGUUCGUGCAGACCCUGGAGAAGCAUGGCUUCAGUGAUAUUAAGGUGGAGGACACAGCCAAGGGCCAUAUCGUCCUGCUCCAGGAAGCUGAGACGCUCAUCCAGAUUGAAGAAGACUCAACCCAUAUCAUCUGCGACAAUGACGAGUUGCUCAGAGUGCGACUGCGGGACCUUGUCCUCAAAUUCUUACAGAAGUUCUGAGUGGGCCAUCUGAGCCACUUCCCUGAAAUCCUGCAGUCCCUCACUGGCUGCCCUCACAAGCCACCUGAGGAGUGGCAUGAGAGGCCAUUAACCGUGUCUUUGUGGUGUCCUCUGGCUUAAGGAGUGAAGAGGUGGCUCUUGAGGGAAAUGGUCUGGACUUAUUCCCAGCACUGUUUCAGGCAAGAACUUUCCCUUUCAACUUCAGGCUCAUUUUCUUCUCAACUGUGGCUCUCUCGAGAUGCUGGAGGGUGGCAGAAGUGGGACAGGAGCAGUUUUCCAAGAGGUUCGUAGGAGUCAGGGAGGCAGAGGAGACUGGCUGGCUGUCUUGCAUGAGUCCCAGGCCUCGGGCAGGGGAGCCAGCCUUUGGUUUCGUUUACUUGCCUACAGUGCUGUACCCAAUAAGAUGAUCCCAAAAUACGGUAAAGUGAACCCAUCUGUCUGCAUUUUCUACUCUGAGCCCAUUUGUUAAUAAAAACUUAUUUUUAUAUAA